AUCUUUCAGAACUGUAACACUCACUGUGAGGGUCCGCAGCUUCAUUCUUGAAGUCAGCGAGACCAAGAACCCACCACUUCCAGACACACUGCGUCUUGUGCUGCAGUGGGGUGUGCACAGACUCGAAAAUGCCAGCUUUGGUCUGAUUGGGAGCUCUGACUGCCUGACAGGCGCCCAGGGGUGAGAAGAGUGGGGCCGUUCACAGGAAAAAUUCGGGGGAGCAGGAGUGAUGUGCGAUGAUAGUGAAAAACAAGAACCGUCUGCCAAAGGGCUGUGCUGCGCUCAAAUGGGCUCUGAAAUAAGGAGUGGGGGCUGAGCUGCUUUGUUCCUUGACCCUGUUUACUCGGGGCAGCACCUCCUCGGCAGGAAGGCAGGGCUCCCGGGUCCUAGGAGGCCCUUUGGAGGGACAGGAGUGGUGAGUGAGCUCCACGGGGGCUCUGUCCACUCCUUCCCCAGUGAGGGUGGCUUUUGCUUCUGGGGCUUUGGGUCGCUGUGGUCCUUGAUGUUGCUGUCCUGUUCACCAGCGAGGGUCUCUGGAGCUCAGAGCUGUCCAGGCUGAAUGCCCAGUGGGCAGCGUGAGGACAGGACCACACUGCGUGGGCCCAGGAGGCGCCUUGCAGUGGGGACUUUCCCCUCAGUCCUACUGGCCAGGGACCUACAAGGUCUCUCUUAGGGCUGUGCCAUGCCUGUGCUUUAGAUUUACUGGGGGGCUGCUUCCCCCUGGUCCCGAUCCCCUCCGCUGCCUCAGUCAGCGUCCUGGGGCCAGGUCAUGAUGGAACACUGGGCGUUCCAGAGGGGCCAUCCCAGGGCCUCGGCAGCAAUGUGGACCUGUGGCUGUGGGGCAUUGGAGGGUCCAUCAGGCCCUCGGGAGCUUUGCCACCUGCAGGCGCGAGAGGGUCCCGUUCCGGCAGUGAGGUCUGGCCCUGGGGUUUCCUAAACAGGAGUGGGGUUUAAUGACAACAGUCUCCAGGGACUCUGGGCAGGAUUGAAGGCUGUGAUGGCUGCCAGCCCGGGGUGGAGGGUGCUCCCCAUGGACAGGACUUUGGCGUAAAGGUUCUGAAGAGCCCAGCGGCAGCACACCCAGCUGAGCCUGCGGAGGCCGGGGUAUCUGCAUGGGAAUCUGCCCAUGGAGAGAGGACCAGGGACCCCAGGAGUUCCUGGCAUGCAGGCCCACCUGCAGGGCCUGGGACAGCUCCUGUCGCCAGCUGAGAGAUGCCUGAAUACUACUGAGCGCCUUGGCCCCCACUCCCCCAACCUGUUACCCAAUCAGCUUGCAGCACGGUGUGCCCCUCACAGCUUCCUGGAUGCCAGUGCCCUGAGGGCAUGGAAGGAAGGGGUUGGUGAGAGGCAUCUGAGCCAGCAUGGCCCCUGCCAGGGGCAUCCAUCGGUCACAGCACGUUGGACUCCUGGGCAGCGUGUCCAGGGGUAGAGGGAGCAGCUCGCACCCAGGCCCCAGGCCUCCAAAAAUCACCAGGGAACGCCUUGUCAUCAUUGAACAGGGAGUUCUCCAGGGCACGAGCGCCGGCUCCUGCCAGGGAGAAGCAUGCAGGGCUCCCGGGAACCUGAGCUAACAGAAGGUUUGGGUUGAGUGUGUGGCGUGCGUGCCGGAUGCUCCGAGCCUGGUCACUUCCCGAGGAAUGCUUGCCUUCGGGAUCUGGUGGAAUCCAGUCGGCUGCCAUCACAGAGUGUCUUUCUCCGCAGAGACAGGUUCUCCCUCGGGCUGUGCCUGCAUGAGGCCAUCGGGUGUGAGGGAGAUGGGGAGGGGGCUGCACUCCUUCAAGGAUGAGAAGACUGAGGCGCAAGCUGCUGUCCCACCAUGGGCACUUGCCUAGGAGCGAGCUGGAGGGUGCAGCUGUAGAAGCUCCUGGUGGCUUCUCCAGGGCAGGUGGAGCUGUCAGAGAUCACAUCCUGGCCUGGUCCAGCCCAGCACAACCCAGGGGGCCUGCAGGACACUUGUGACCAGGACAGAGGUUCUCAGGGAGGCCAGAGCCUGACGAGGGCCGAGGGCUGACUCUGAGGUCUCAGGCGCCAGGGAGGGGUGAUGAGCUGAGAGGGGUGGUGACUCCCACUGGCUCCGUGGCUCCUGCCUCCACCUCUGACCCGGCACUGCUGUUGAUGUGAGCACGGCCUGUCCACCAGCCUCCUCCACCAGCAAGGCUCAGCCACCCCACAGCCGUCCAUGUGGAGAGUGAUCGUGUAGGCUCUGUUGGUGCCACCCCAGCGUGGGCGUGGGCAAUGAACAAGGGAGCACCGAGGCUGCUGCUACCUUUAGAACAGCAGCUGGCCCUAGUGACAGAGACCCCAGGCCCUAGUUACAGGCUCCAGGCCCAAGGGGCCGACCCCUGGCCCUAGUGAGAGACCCCAGGUCCUAGUAACAGGCUCCAGGCCCAAGGGACAGGCCCCGGCCCUAGUGACUGACAGACCCCUGGUCCUAGUGAGAAUCCCCUGGCCCAAGUGAGAGACCCCCGUUCCUAGUGACAGAGCCCUGGUCGAUCCUAGUGCCUGGCCCCUGGCCCUGCUUACUGAUGCCACAGGGACACCCGGGUUUCCAGCCCCUGGACAGCUCCGUGAUCAGAGGCUGGGGCUGCUGUUUCUCCAGCCCUGUCACUUCUGUUCUGGCAGCUUUUCUGUAGGUUUGGCUUCUGGCAGUCCAGCGUCCAGUCUGAAGGCAUUUCCCAGGAGAUUCAUUCUGACAAAUGGGGCCCAGGACAGCCACCCUCUGGGGUCUGCCUCUGCCUGUCCCACUCUGAGGUCUGUGGUGCCACCUCUGCCCUCGUCUUCUGCCCUCUCCAAGCCUGUUUUGAAGAUGCCAGUUGGACCACACAGUCUUGCCCACACCCGUGGUUUGUCUUCCUGGAGUCUCUUCUGCUACACAACCUUCUUUUCCCUCAUGGUGAAAGAGGAGAGCCUCUGGGGGAAACGGUGUGAGGGUCUGCACUCAGGGCUCAGGUGCGCUGCACCCAGAAACUGGGAAAGUGGAGGACGCCUGUCCAAGGAGAAGCAGCUGGCACAGCUGCAUGCCAUGCUCGGUGGAGAGCACCAAGGGAGAGGCGCCCGCCCAGGCUCGUUGUCCAUCUGACACCUCCAUGUUCUCUUAAAAUUAAAUGUAUUCUUAUUACCGUCAUUGUGGAAACAGCACAUGGGUCUAAUGAAGCGAAACAGACAGCGCGGCUCCCGUCUCCUCCGCUCCUGCUCCGGGUCUGUGGCCCGCGUCCUGCUCCUCCAGACCCAGCAGCAGCCUGGCUGUCUUCCCACAGCGGCACGUCGCGCCUAAUUCAUUCUGUCAUUUUUAGUUUAAAAACCUUUUAAAAAAAUGUUUUGUUAAGCUAAUCCAUGUUUGAGGUAAAACAAAACUACAAGAACCUAGAACAGUGAAGCUCGGAUGGGCUCUGAGGUGAGUCCCCGUGUGAGACUCCUCAGCACACACCCCACGCAGAGGCGGGCUUUAGAAGCAUUUCUGGCAGCUGGCGUCUGAGGUCGGCACUGCUCUACCCCUUGGUGCAGAAAGGCCGGGGCUGAGUUGGAACGGGUUCCACUUUUCCCUCUAGAAGCUUCUGGGCCUGGUUCUCAGCCCUCCAAAGCGCCCGUGGCCUCACUCCCGUGUGAUGGCCAUGGGUUCCUGCAUCUACUCCUUCUUCUCGGCUGUUGACGGCUGUCACCCUCGUCUUCCUGGGAAGCCCAGAGUCACCAAGCACCCUCCGCAGGGGUGUGGCCACAUCUCUGAGCUCACACCCACUGCAGGUGGCCUCACUCCCCUCAGCGUGAGUGGGACAGUGGACGUGGGUAUCCAAGUCCUGGCCCGAAGCAUUUUUCAUCAGAACGUUUGAAGCCAGUGUCUGUCUUCGGUAGAUCUGGCGAUGGCCUGACCCGUUCCUUUCUGCCCUGUCCCCCACGGCCCCCACCGUGCUUUCAUGCAUGCCAUCUCAUGCUGCUUGCUGUGCUGAGAGGGGCUGAGCCCAGCACAGGUGGUGCCUGCCCAGCAGGGGCUCAGGGACACCUUGGCGCAGGGGCCGCAGGCUGGACCGUUCUCACGCACCGUGACUCUCACCUGCCCGCAUCUCUGCUCACGCACGUUCUCUUCCACCGGGUCUGAAAUUGCCUGCUGGCCUCCCUCUGACCUGCCUCAGUUUCUCCUCUUCACUCCUCGCUGCCUGAUGUUUCAUUGCCUUGUUUAUUUAUCACUUGUCCCAACUGAUAGGCCUCAUGAGGGCAGGACGGUUUAUGUCCCGCUCAGCCCUCCAAGGCCAACCUCCAAGCUUAUCCAAAAACUCGUGCAAAGCAUGUGCUGAUGGGCUGGGACGUCCUGCGUGAGCCCUGAAGGUGGCUCCGAGGGGCUUCCCUCAUCCCUUUGCUCCCAGACGGGCCCCACGGGGUGCAGGUUCUCAGAUGACUCGCUGAGGUGUAUGAAUAAGGGUCUCUGUUCAGGCGCGUCCCCACAGGAGAUGAGACCACAGAACGCAGCCCUGAGUUUGAAGCAUCCCAGAAGGUUCUUUCUCUCUGACCCGCACGCCCACCACUGUUCUGGGUGCUCACAAAACCCGCCAUCGCUUCUGGUAAUUUCCCAACCGCUCCUCCUGUCCAGCGACCCCUGCUGCAGAGGCCCAGGGGAAACACAAGCCAGGCCCGUGAGAAGCUCCUGUUUCAGACAAAGAAAUGGUGUCAGCGAUAAAACUGGAAACUGUUCCUGGCUCGGACACCUGACCCGGCCCUUCCAUCCCCAGGAUCCCGCCCCUACGCGGCCCUGCCCCCACCAGGAUCCUGCCCCCAGGCGGCCCUGCCCCAACCAGGAUCCUGCCCAUGCGUCCUCCACUGGGUUGGCAUCUGCAUUUUUGGUGCCUUCCAGGGAAAAGGCAACAUGGCUGACAAGGCCAAGCCCGCCAAAGCUGCCAACAGGACCCCCCCCGCCCCAAGUCCCCGAGGUACCCCUCGAAGGACUGGGUGGCCAAGAAGCUGUCGCUGGAGUUGGAGGACAUGUGCACCGAGUGGAGAGGAGGAGACCCACCCAGUGGACUUGAGCUUGCUCUCCAGUAAGCUGCUCCCAGGCUUCCCCACGCUGGGCUUCAAAGACGAGAGAAGAAACAAAGGGUUUCCUCACUGUACCUGGAUUCAUAUUUUCGCAUGGGUAGGAUUGAGAUCAGUUACAGUGACAGGAAUGAAACUUGUGUUGGAUGGGGACACACACAGCGGGGACCUUGGUUGCAUCACUGGACUUCACCUUGCUGCAGGUGUUGGAAUUCUGCCUGGUCUGGGUCUCCUGUUGAAGGACGCCCUCCACAGGGAAGGAUCCUCUUGCCUUCACCACUUGCCUUCACCAGCCCCUGCUCCCCUCUUCCUCUUGGGGCUGUUGUGGUUGUUGAUACUUUUUUUUGUUGUAUUUGACACACUCCUUGUUCUCACCCUCUAACACAGUUCUCAACCACAGCACUUUUGUUCCUGGGGAUGUUUGGCAGUGUCCAGAGACGUGUUGAUGGUCCCACUGGGGUUGGGGGUGCUGCAGGCAUCUGGUGGGGAGACGCCAGGGGUGCUGCUCCACGCCCUAUGGGAUACCGCACAGUACACCUGGCCCGUGUCCCCCACAGCGAGAGCUGGCCCUGGGCAGGCGUGGUCCCUGUGGUGUGUGUUGGUUGGGAUCCUCCACAGUGACAGACGGUGCCCUCUGCCCACGUCUCCACACAGCUCUUUUGCUUGUGGAGCUCACCCCUUUGCAGAGAGCUCAUUUCCCUGCCGUCUUUGGCCUGCAGAAGUAAAAUGAGGGGUGGUGAAUUACACCCCUGCUGGUUACACAUGGAAAACUCAGGAGCGAGAAUUUUGUGGAGAGCAAGAGAGUCACCUUUCCAGUGCCACUACCGCGCUUUCGAUGCGGAAUAAUUCAGUAUUUGGUGACUUGAAGUCGGACGAGAUGGAGCUGCUCUAUGUAGCCUAUGGAGAUGAGACAGAUGGACACCCGCUCCGGGAGCCAGUGUUCCGUCACCCCAGAAGCCAUACUCAACAAUGAACAGCUGGUCUUGCCGCCCCGCAUCUCCAGAGUGAACGGCUGGUCGUUACCCCUGCACUACUUCCAGGUGGUGACUUGGGCUGUCUUCGUGGGCCUUUCCUCAGCCACCUUCGGGAUCUUCAUUCCCCUCCUGCCUCAUGUGUGGAAAUACAUCGCCUACGUGGUGACCGGGGGGAUCUUCUCCUUCCACCUCGUCGUCCACCUGAUCGCCUCCUGCAUCGACCCGGCCGACUCCAAUGUCAGACUCAAGAAGAACUAUUCUCAGCCCAUGCCCAUCUUCGACAGAUCAAAACACGCACACGUGAUCCAGAAUCAGUUCUGCCACCUGUGCAGGGUCACCGUGUGCUCAGUGAGGCCUUGGCAGGCAUGGGGGGGCGUGGAUCAGCACCGGUCCCCAGGUGACAGCUACAGACCCCUCCUGCUGACCAUCAGCGAGCUGCAGCCCUGGGCCCACAAGGCACCUGCACCCAUCCUGGCCUCACAGGGCCUGCAUGAGGCCAAGAAGAUGACCACCUUUGGGUAUCUCAUUAAGACCUGCAAAGAAGAGAGUUCAAAACAUCAAGCAGUGAGGAAAGAUCCAUACAUGCAAAUGGAGGAAGGAUUUCUCCAGCAAGGAGACGGCGCCCUGGGCUCAUCUGCACAGGGAGUCAAGGCUAAGAGCUCCCUGCUGAUUUACAAGUGCCCAUGUCACUUCUGCACUUCAGUAAACCCGGACAGGGGUUCGACGGCACGGGAAGCAGAUGAUGCCCCGAGUACAUCUACACUUGGGUUCGAACAAUGCAAAUUUCCUUCAAUUUCCUCACUCUUUUCAGCACCAGAUAUUAGCAAGGCUGCAACAAGAAACAACAGAGCCCAUGAAAACCGACAGUGCUGAAAGGAAGACUGAGAUUCAGGAGCUGAGGUGCCCCUGUGAUCCAGGUCUUCCACCCUGAAACCCCACCCCUCCAUCAAGGUCCUGCCUGUAGAGUCUACUUUGCAAAGCUUCCUGCUCCUACCCAUGCUACAGGCCAGCAACCAGAGCCCAUCAUCUCAGAGGCCCCUGGAUGUCCUUCGAAGGAACCAGGACCCUCAGAGCCCAGCAUCCAUCUCUGUCAUCAUCUUCAUCACACCCAAAGAAGAACCAGCCUUGCAGGAGGGUUUCCAUCUCCAGGAUGAUGGGCUGCCAGCAACUGCAGAGGAUGCAGCCACCUGCUUAACUGUGCUGUCCAGCCAGCCAGCCCACUGUAGGGCCUCUUGCUGCUUAAGAAGAGCUGAUGGGCUGGGCAUGUUGGCUCACACCUGUGAGCACAGUACUGAGAAAUGGGAGCACAGUACUGGGAAAUGGGAGCACAGCACUGGGAAAUGGGAGUACAGAGUACUGGGGAAUGGGACCACAGAGUAUUGGGGAAUGGGAGCACAGUACUGGGAAAGAGGAGUACACAGCGCUGGGAAAUGGGAGCACAGGACUGGGAAAUGGGAGCACGGUACUGUGAAAUGGGAGCUCACAGCACUGGGAAAUGGGAGCACAGUACUGGGAAGGGGGAGCCCAUAGUACUGGGAAAUGGGAGCACAGUACUGAGAAUUGGGAGCACAGUACUGGGAAAUGGGAGCACAGUACUGGGAAAUGGGAGCAUAGUACCUGGAAACCCCAGACCUGGAUUCUGAGUUUUUCAGCCUAGCCCAGACUUCUUAUCUUAGUAGACAAAAUGAGUCAAUACCAGAGAACCAGAGGCAUCCUCUGUAUUUUAAUGAACUCUGCCUUUUAGUCUGUUUAGUAGUCAUAUUUUAAAAGAUAAUCAGUUUUCCAAAUAUAUCUAUAAUUUAC
Pongo pygmaeus (Bornean orangutan) is the source of this 7799-nucleotide messenger RNA. RefSeq names its product probable palmitoyltransferase ZDHHC11B. The record is from RefSeq and is a predicted model, not a curated record. The transcript is spliced from 18 exons. NCBI's taxonomy places the organism in Eukaryota, Metazoa, Chordata, Mammalia, Primates, Hominidae. The coding region runs from base 5922 to 6869 and encodes 315 amino acids.